Molecule: messenger RNA, 1741 nt
Organism: Leptinotarsa decemlineata (Colorado potato beetle)
Lineage: Eukaryota; Metazoa; Arthropoda; Insecta; Coleoptera; Chrysomelidae
Product: stAR-related lipid transfer protein 7, mitochondrial
Molecular function (GO): lipid binding
Source: RefSeq, a predicted model, not a curated record
AUUUCCAUAAGUGCUUUUGUUUUUUUGUACAUUUAUUUCAAAACAGUACAUGCAUUACUGUCAAAAUUUCAGUGCAUCAUCCAGCCAUGUUCGAAUCAUUUUCGUACACUAAUUUGUAUAAAUAAACAUCAGUAAAGGUAAUAUCACUCAUCACUUUCAAUUCAAGGAAACUAUUUUGUGGAGGGCCAAUUGAUUGUGUCAUCAUCUUAUAUCAUAACCUCAAAGUUAGCAUUCCCUCUAAACCAGGAAGGCUUAGCCCAUUUUUCUAGUCAGUCUCAUGAUUCGUCAACAAUUAAAAGAAUUCAAAAACGUCAAGAAAGUUAACAAGCGAGUUAAAGAUUUCUUGAGGAAUGGCUUCAAAUUAUUUCUGGAACCCCCGAUGCCAUCCAGGAGUCAAAGAAACAGUGUCUUCAAAGUAUGGGCUCAUCAUUGUGAAUGUGUAGUCGCUCAUAGGUUGAGAAGAUGUCACCAAAUGUUCAGUUUAUAUUCGAAAUGGUGGGAGGAGACAGCAUUAAAAGAUUUCAUCAAGAAAUUGAAACAAAGUCUCACAAAAAAAGGAAAAGAAUUUGCCCUUGGCGCAGUCGGCAUUUCUGUAAUCAAUUGGGAUGAACAGAGAAUACCCGAACAAGAAAUUAAAGAGCAUGUGAAGGAAUUUGAUUACAUCAUGAAACUGAAGGAAAAUACGAUAUGUUUAGCUUGCGACCCUACGCAAAGAUCCGAGAUAAAUACAAAUAUUUGCAAAUGCGGCACCAGUGGUAAACUUUCAACGAAGACAUAUGAUGACUGGGUUCCUUUUGUCGAAAAACAAGAUCUAAUUAUUUGGAGGAGGCUUCAUCCUUCAGGCCAUUUUGAGUACAAAGUAUUCGGUUCGUACAAUGAUGUAUCUGCAGAAGACUUUUUGAACGUACAAAUUGAUACUGACUAUCGCCGAAAAUGGGAUAAUACCGCCGUUGCUUUAGAAGUGGCAGAAACAGACCCUACUCCUAGUUCUAAUAGUGAUAUAAUCUAUUGGGAAAUGCUAUGGCCAAGACUAUUUGUGAAUAGAGAUUAUGUCUUCAAAAGAAGAUACCUAGUGGAUGAAGAAUCCAAAACCCUCUUCAUAAUGAGCAAAAGCACAGAGCACCCGAAUUUUCCAAAAAGACCGGAUAAAUACAGAAUAGAGGACUACUGGUCAUGCAUGGUCAUAAAACCUUACGAGGACAUGAAAAAACCUGGUUUGGAGUUCAGUUUGACGUACUUUGAUAAUCCCGGCGUCAAUGUACCCACAUCAGUAACCACUUGGGUAGCAACAAGAGCAAUGCCUGAUUUUCUUGAUCGGUUACGAGACGCAACGAAACAUUAUAAAGAUUACUGUUUGACAGAGGGUCUUUCUAAGGACUGCCUUGCAAAGGUUGAAGAAGAAAGGGCCGCAGAAGAGCAGAGGCAGCGAGACAGGUUGGAUUAUUGCGAGUUUCUCAGACCUACAAAUGGCUUGAACCAGACACCUGGAGUUGAGCGGCGUCGAAAAACACGUUCUGAUGACUUUACACAAAAUGAGGACAAUAGUCAGUCUGAAGUUAAUUCUGCCAAGUCGAAUCAAUCAGAAGAUGGUAAUUUUUGGAAGUAUUUGCAUCCACUGUAUUAUUUUCAGUGACAAUUUUUAAAAUAUCGUAGUCAUUAUAAGACUGUACUAGAAGUAUAUAGUUGGACCUAACGAUUUUAUACAAUGUUAUGAAUUAAAUUUCAAUUAUUACAAACUAAA